This is a messenger RNA of Castor canadensis (American beaver), 3140 nucleotides long. It is a transcript of the gene Cavin2, whose product is annotated as caveolae associated protein 2. Gene Ontology annotation, cellular component: cytoplasm; caveola. The record is from RefSeq and is a predicted model, not a curated record. Gene Ontology annotation, molecular function: protein kinase C binding. NCBI's taxonomy places the organism in Eukaryota, Metazoa, Chordata, Mammalia, Rodentia, Castoridae.
CCGUGGAGAACGUGGCCAGGAAAUGUGUGCAUGUUUCUGAACUUGGGGUGGUUGUCAGUUCCGUAACCUUCGCCUCCCACUGGGUGGAGUAGGGCCUUUAAGAGCAGCUGGAAUGCAGUUCCCUGAUCAGCUUAGCCAGUUGUUGCCUGUCUGAACUUCUGCCAGUCCUGGAGAGCGGUGCUCAGAGCUCAAACCAGCGGGCUGCCUUCUGUACCUUCCCAGCCGCCCCCUUCUCGCUAGAGCAAGUAGCUCCCAGCAGGAAAGAAGGCUCCCACCUGUCCAGCCAUGGGAGAGGACGCUGCACAAGCCGAAAAGUACCAGCACCCAAGUGUUGACAUGAGCCAGGAAAAGCCAUCGAGCCCCAGCCCGAUGCCCUCCUCCACGCCAAGCCCCAGCCUGAACCUGGGGUGCACCGACGAGACCAUUCGCGACAACUCACAGGUGAACGCAGUCACAGUGCACACGCUCUUGGACAAGCUGGUGAACAUGCUGGACGCCGUGCAAAAGAACCAGCACAAGAUGGAGCAGAGACAGAUCAGCCUGGAGGGCUCGGUGAAGGGCAUCCAGAACGACCUCACCAAGCUCUCCAAGUACCAGGCCUCCACCAGUAACACCGUGAGCAAACUGCUGGAGAAGUCGCGCAAAGUCAGCGCCCACACACGCGCGGUUAGAGAGCGCAUGGAGAGGCAGUGCGCACAGGUGAAGCGACUGGAGAAUAACCACGCCCAGCUCCUUCGACGCAACCAUUUCAAAGUGCUCAUCUUCCAGGAAGAAAAUGAGAUCCCUGCCGAUGUGUUUGUAAAAGAGCCGGUUUUCAGCCCGGCUGAAGGGAAGGAGGAACUUGCUGAUGAAAACAAGUCCCUGGAGGAAACCCUGCAUACUGUGGACCUCUCAUCGGAUGAUGAGCUGCCCCACGAUGAGGAGGCCUUGGAAGACAGUGCAGAAGAAAAGUUGGAAGAAAGUCGGGCAGAGAAAAUAAAAAGAUCCAGCCUUAAGAAAGUAGAUAGCCUCAAGAAAGCAUUUUCUCGCCAGAACAUUGAGAAAAAGAUGAACAAGCUGGGGACCAAGAUCGUAUCUGCAGAGAGAAGAGAGAAGAUUAAGAAAUCUCUCACGUCCAAUCACCAAAAAUCAUCCUCAGGGAAAAGUUCCCCCUUCAAGGUUUCUCCCCUCACUUUCGGUCGAAAGAAAGUCCGGGAGGGAGAAAGCCCUGUGGAAAAUGAGACCAAGUCUGAAGACAUGGCAAGCAGUGACCAGAUGCCGAAUGACCAAGAGGAGAGUUCGUUUGCAGAGGGUCUUUCUGAAGCAUCGCUCCCUGGUGCUGUGGCAGAAGGGAAGCCUACAGAAGGAGACCCUGAGAAGGUGACCUCGAAAGGCAGUCAUUCGGGGAUAGACAGCAACGUGGACUUGACUAUUAUGGAAGAUGAAGAAGAGGAGUCAGUGGCCAUGGAACAGGCACAGAAGGUGCGCUAUGAGGUUGGCUAUGAGCUGACCUCAGAGGAGACAGAGUGGGCAGGUGAGGAGCAGGUGCAGCCGGCUGUGCUCCAGGUGGACCACACUGCCUGAGUGCAUGGCCACCACACCAACCUGUGCUUCAGAGGAGUGGGCCACCAAAGCCCAGAAACAGACCCCUGCACAUCUCCAGCACUGCCCACUCACUUCUGUCCUGUCCAGGCAGCAAGCAUUGGCCACAGAGUGGCAACAAGAAAGCCACCUGUCAGGGCUCCCCUUCUAAUUUGUUCUUAUGUUCUGUUUCUAUAGAAUUUCUACAAGGUGCCAGGAGGAAGAAAUGGAGCAUUGACUUUGGCUUAAUCAGAAAAACUAGAGGAUACUUAAGAAGUUGCUAGUUGUGAGAUGUGAUUAAUUUUUUGGUCAUUCCAUCAGCUUGCUGAAUAGUGUACCAGGAAUUAGUGAACUUUUGCUGUACUCUGUGAAUUAUUAUACUUUAAGUAUGUGACACAUAAUAUACAUAAGUAGGUAAGCUACGGUUAUAAGUAUAUAUUUUAAGAAGAAAACGUUUACAGAAAAAGAAUGUUCAAUUGGUUAUUUGCUUAAUAGAAACCAUUGUUAUAUUGCAAAUGAAGGAAGAAUAAAAAGACUUUGACAGUGGUCUAAUGACGUAAGUAUGGAGUAAAAUUAUGGCUAUUAGAACAGAAAAGUAAGAUGGAAAAUAAGAGAAAUGAGAAGUAGAGAAUGAAGACAAAUGGAGGAAAAAAGUAUGUGCUUAACAAUGAAAUAUUGGGCUGGAAGUGUGGCUCAAGCAGUAGAUCGCCUGCCUAGCAAGCACAAAGCCCUGAAAUAUUAAGCUUGACUAUUUCAUUCUAUAAAUAACAAUACUAAAGAAGUUCAUAUAUCCUGCAAUAAUGUUUUAUCUUCAAUAUUUUUAUUUUCUAAUACAUUCAAAUAAUAUAACAAACAUUUUAUAGUGUUAAAGCUACACAUUUUUUCCUAAAAUGUCAUUACAAAUUUUUCCAUACAGAAGUUCAAAAGGAUGUUUUCCCUUUAACAUUGGAAUAAACAUAAACUUCAAAAAUAUUAAUGUAUAAUGUCCUGUAGGAAGUUGGAUCAUACUAUUCUUUAAUGUUUUCCAAACUGAAAUAACCUUUACACUCCAAAUAAUGUGAUAUAUGUUUAUAAAAUGUUAAAUUCUACAUGUUUGAGAAGGAAAUGAUGCUAUAUUUCCUUUUUUGUACAUAGUUUUAUUCCAGGUCAUAUUUUAUUUAUACAUUAAUUUCACAGAAUAUUAAUAUGUUUUUUAACUUCUUAAAGCAUGCUAGUGUUUUAUGUUGAAUACACAUUCAUUCAGGCAGGGUAAUUUUUACUGCUGCCUAACAUUAUACUAAAAUAUUGCUCUUUAUCUAAUUUUAAUUACAAAAUGGUAAUGUUUUGUUAAAUUAUAGUUUAAAGAUAGUGGACCCACGGAGCGAGUUCUCUCUCUACCUGUCUUAUGUAGCACUGUAAGUAAUCUUACAAACAGAGGUAAUCCAAGAUGGUAUUAACAAACUGUGCUUUGUCUUUAAUAAAAGAGAUAGGAUUAACAAAAUGUAUUGAUGGAAUAACCUAUUCAGCUGUCUAUUUUGUAGUAAUGUAACCCCAAAUAUUGGAUUGCUGAACUAACAAUGACUGUGUUAAAGAAGAUUAAA